Messenger RNA from Marmota monax (woodchuck), 543 nucleotides. RefSeq names its product olfactory receptor 7A17-like. The transcript has 2 exons. Bases 1 to 543 code for a protein of 180 amino acids. The record is from RefSeq and is a predicted model, not a curated record. Lineage: Eukaryota; Metazoa; Chordata; Mammalia; Rodentia; Sciuridae. Gene Ontology annotation, cellular component: membrane. Gene Ontology annotation, molecular function: G protein-coupled receptor activity; olfactory receptor activity. Gene Ontology annotation, biological process: G protein-coupled receptor signaling pathway.
AUGUACCUGGUCACGGUCACAGGGAAUCUGCUCAUCAUCCUGGCCACCAUCUCAGACCCCCACCUGCACACGCCCAUGUACUUCCUCCUCUCCAACCUGUCCUUUGUGGACAUCUGCUUUACCUCCACCACCAUCCCCAAGAUGCUGGUGAACAUCCAGAUGCAAAGUAAAGUCAUUACCUAUGUAGGUUGCAUUAUACAGAUUUACUUUUUUGCAUUAUUUGUAGGGCUGGACAACUUCCUACUGGCUGUGAUGGCCUAUGACCGGUUUGUGGCCAUCUGCCAUCCCCUGCACUACACACUCAUCAUGAGCCCCAGGCUCUGUGGAUUUCUGGUGCUGGCAUCCUGGGUCACCGUGGUCUCCUUAUUCUAUUGCACACUCCUGGAUGUGUAUCUUAGUUCUUCUAUUGCCCAAAAUGCACACCCAAGUGCCACAGCCUCUGUGAUGUACACUGUGGUCACCCCCAUGCUGAAUCUCUUCAUCUACAAUCUGAGGAGUAAAGACAUCAAGAGCACUCUGAAAACACUCUUUGAGAAACUAUAA